CGUCUUCCCGUCCAUUAGCCACCGACACCACAGUCAACCAUAACGAUACCCAUCUGCACUCGACACUUCCCCCGUCAAAAAAGCGCUCCUUGCUGAAGCGUCCCUUCAACUGAAUGCGAAAAUCCGUCAUACUUAUCAGAUGCAGGGCUCUGGCCCCCUCUCCAGCAGCUGAAGCACGCCAUCCCUGUCCUCUCUGCUCCACGUCCACGGCCAUCCUCCACGCUGAGCCAUGACCACCCAGAGGGAUCUUGACAUGGUGCACCUCCGCCUCAUCCUGGUCAGUGGGAAGACGCAAGAUUUCACUUUCUCUCCAAACGACUCGGCCACAGACAUCGCCAAACACGUGUUCGAGAACUGGCCUGCAGGAUGGGAGGAGGAGCAGGUGAGCAGUCCCAGCAUACUGCGCCUCAUCUUCCAGGGACGCUUCCUUCAUGGCAACGUCACCCUGGGAGCUCUGAAGCUGCCACCGGGACGGACGACUGUCAUGCAUUUGGUCGCUAGAGAGACUCUUCCAGAGCCCAACUCUCAUGGUCAAAGGAACAGAGAAAAAACCACAGAGAGCAACUGCUGCCUUCUCUUGUAAAGCGACUGAAACGACACCCUGCCCCCUAA
Salarias fasciatus (jewelled blenny) is the source of this 612-nucleotide messenger RNA. RefSeq names its product ubiquitin-like 3b (gene ubl3b). Lineage: Eukaryota; Metazoa; Chordata; Actinopteri; Blenniiformes; Blenniidae. Bases 230 to 583 code for a protein of 117 amino acids. Gene Ontology annotation, molecular function: protein binding. The record is from RefSeq and is a predicted model, not a curated record. The transcript is spliced from 6 exons.